Sorex araneus (European shrew) is the source of this 6111-nucleotide messenger RNA. RefSeq names its product sorting nexin 2 (gene SNX2). The coding region runs from base 32 to 1591 and encodes 519 amino acids. NCBI's taxonomy places the organism in Eukaryota, Metazoa, Chordata, Mammalia, Eulipotyphla, Soricidae. Gene Ontology annotation, biological process: early endosome to Golgi transport; intracellular protein transport. The record is from RefSeq and is a predicted model, not a curated record. Gene Ontology annotation, molecular function: phosphatidylinositol binding. Gene Ontology annotation, cellular component: endosome membrane; retromer complex; endosome. The transcript is spliced from 15 exons.
CCCACUCGCGCAGUCGUCCGGGCGAGCGAAGAUGGCGGCCGAGAGGGAACCUCCUCCUCUGGGGGACGGGAAGCCCACCGACUUCGAGGAGCUGGAGGACGGCGAGGACCUGUUCACCAGCACAGUGUCCACCCUCGAGUCAAGUCCAUCAUCUCCAGAACCAGCAAGUCUUCCUACAGAAGAUAUUAGUACAAACUCCAAUGGUCCAAAACCAGCAGAAGUUGUGCUAGAUGAUGACAGAGAAGAUCUUUUUGCAGAAGCCACAGAAGAAGUAUCUUUGGACAGCCCAGAAAGAGAACCUAUUCUUUCUUCAGAACCUUCUCCUGCAGUCACGCCUGUGACCCCUACUACACUCAUUGCUCCCAGAAUUGAAUCAAAGAGUAUAUCUGCUCCUGUCAUCUUUGAUAGAUCCAGGGAGGAGAUUGAAGAAGAAGCAAAUGGAGAUAUUUUUGAUAUAGAAAUUGGUGUAUCAGAUCCAGAGAAAGUUGGUGAUGGUAUGAAUGCUUACAUGGCAUAUAGAGUAACAACAAAGACUUCUCUUUCCAUGUUCAGUAAGAGUGAGUUUUCAGUUAAAAGAAGAUUCAGUGACUUUCUCGGUUUGCAUAGCAAGUUAGCAAGCAAAUAUUUACAUAUCGGUUAUAUUGUGCCUCCAGCUCCUGAGAAGAGCAUAGUAGGAAUGACCAAGGUCAAAGUGGGUAAAGAAGAUUCAUCCUCCACUGAAUUUGUAGAAAAGCGGCGAGCAGCUCUUGAGAGAUAUCUUCAAAGAACAGUAAAGCAUCCAACCCUGCUACAGGAUCCUGAUUUAAGACAGUUCUUGGAAAGUUCAGAGCUGCCUAGAGCAGUUAAUACACAGGCUCUGAGUGGAGCAGGAAUAUUGAGGAUGGUGAACAAGGCUGCCGACGCUGUCAACAAAAUGACAAUCAAGAUGAAUGAAUCGGAUGCAUGGUUUGAAGAAAAGCAGCAGCAAUUUGAAAAUCUGGAUCAGCAACUUAGGAAACUUCAUGCCAGUGUCGAAGCUUUGGUCUGUCAUAGAAAAGAGCUUUCAGCCAACACAGCUGCCUUUGCUAAAAGUGCUGCCAUGUUAGGUAAUUCUGAGGAUCAUACUGCUUUAUCUAGAGCUUUGUCUCAGCUUGCAGAGGUUGAAGAGAAGAUAGACCAGUUACAUCAAGAGCAAGCUUUUGCUGACUUUUAUAUGUUUUCAGAACUGCUUAGUGACUACAUUCGUCUUAUUGCUGCUGUGAAAGGUGUUUUUGACCAUCGAAUGAAGUGCUGGCAGAAAUGGGAAGAUGCUCAAAUUACAUUGCUCAAAAAACGUGAAACUGAGGCAAAGAUGAUGGUUGCUAAUAAACCAGAUAAAAUACAACAAGCUAAAAAUGAAAUAAGAGAGUGGGAAGCAAAAGUACAACAAGGAGAAAGAGAUUUUGAACAAAUCUCUAAAACAAUUCGAAAAGAAGUGGGAAGAUUUGAGAAAGAACGAGUGAAAGAUUUUAAAACUGUCAUUAUCAAGUACUUAGAAUCAUUAGUACAAACACAACAGCAGCUGAUAAAAUACUGGGAGGCAUUCCUACCUGAAGCCAAAGCCAUUGCCUAGCAAGAAGAUACUCUCAUUCAGAAGAUUUUGGAUAUUUGUUCCAGUAUGCUGAACUCCACAGUGAAAUCAUUUAAAAUCAUCUAAAUAAACCACUAUAUAUUUUGUGAAUUACAUGUGGUUUUUUUAUAUAUAUAUGCUAUGACAUUUUAUUACAAGCUGCAUGUCCUGACCCUCUUUGAACUAAGUGGACUGUGGCAUGACAUUCUGCAAUACUUUGCUGAAUUGAACACUAUUGUGUCUUAAAUAUUUGCACUAAAAAGUGCACUGCAAGGCCAGAAAAUCUUACAAUAUUUUUUCUUUACAAUACGUUCUGUAGUGUGUUUACCCUCUUUAUGAAGUGAAUUAUCAGUGCAUUGAUUAAUGUUCACUUAUACAUUCCUGUACAGAAAUUAUGAUUUUGUGAUUAUAGUAAUAAAAUAAUAUUCCUUGUGAAAUAUUAGUAACAAGUUAUUUGGGUAUGUCAACAUAUUAAAGAUCUUAUCAAAGUAUAAGAAGAAGAAACAUUUUAUAGGGGCAUAUAGGUGAUAUUAUGAUCCACUAAUAAUAGCCUUUUUCUUAAGGGACUAAUUGAAACUUAAAUUUCUCAUGAAUUCAUCAUAAACCAAAGAACAUUGAUUUCUUGAUUCAGCGCUGGGAAAUGCUCUUGUCUUGGGUAAAGGUAGAGAAUAAUUGUCUUGGCUUGUUUUUGACAAUCUCUACUAUAAGCAGUUUAAUAGUUAGGGGGAAAUGUAUUCAUGUACUUUCGUUACAAAUCCAUGGAUCAUACUCAUCUUCAGUUGUUACCUUCAAAAUCAAGGAUUGCAUUGUUGGAUCAUACUCAUCUUCAGUUGUUACCUUCAAAAGCAAGGACUGCCUGUUUUUAAUCUGUUCGUUACCUUUUCUUUGUUUUUCAUUUUAAACUGAAAAUAGAUCACGUGUGAUCACAACUACAAAGACUGACACCAAACUUUUUUAAUCACCAAGGAACACACAAAACGUACUCGAGAAAAAUGAAACUUGGUUUUUACAACCUACUCAUCUAUCCUGUAUCUUGUUUAGAUAUCUGUUACCUAAUUGUUAAUACUGGUAAAAGUUUAACGUGGCAGCAGGGUCAGUUUCAUUUUGUUUUGAAUUAUUCCUAAUGAAGUCUUUCUUCUCAAGCAGUACUAACAUCUCCCUGCCAGAGGAGUAAGUUGUGGUAUGUAUAACUGAGUCCUCUCAGUUCAUUGUACAGAUUUUGUGUAUUACCUUUAUUUUUGAUUUUUUUUAAGGUCACUGUAGGUAUUACUUAUAUUCAUGCUCUUAGAACCCAGACAAUUAUGUACAAUAUACAAAAUAAUAUUUGCUCUUUUUAGAAUAAAAAAGUGAAGCAAAACUAGUAUAAUAUUCUAGUCUUGCUUCUGUUGAAUGUAAUUUAGAUAUGAGAAACAGGUAGUUUAUAAUAAUAUAUACCUGAUACUUUGUUUUCUUCUAAUACUGACAAAAUAUAGUUCUACUUGGAAUAGUUCCACUCUAAUGAUGUCCUAGUAUUAUAUCUUUAUUUGUUAUGUACAAAUUAGUUGUUCAAGCCAGAAUUUUAUUCCACUGUGGUACGUUCUUUAGAAUACUCAGUACUUCCAAAUAAAAUAAUUACUUUCUGUCUUAAUCAGCUGAAGAAAGUAACAGCUUCAGCACAGUUCCAGAAAUCAUGUGUGAACCUCUGAGCUCUACCAACAUUUAAGGGGGAUUUAUUUACUUCAGUAAUUUUACCAACUGCACUCAUCAGUUUCCUCCGUUCUCCGUCCUUCCAAGUAAAUAAACAAGAGUAUUAAUGCUGAUAAUCUUUUAGUUGGGUAGGCCUGACUCUUAAAUACUCUUUUAUUCUUUAACCAGAUAUGAUUUAAUGGAAGGAUGUUAGUAAUGGAACAAGCUGAACUUGGGAUCAGCAUAUUCAAUUCAGUUUUGGCUUCUAGCUCUUUGUAGCUCUGUGACAUUCUAUUACGUAUCUUUGAAGCAAGGCCAUAUAACCGAUGCCUGAAGUGCCUUUCUACUUCAAAACGUUUUAAGAUAUUAUGUCAAUUAAAUAUUUUAUUAGAAAAUGCAAUCUGAAACAAAACUACCUUAAGUAAUUAAUAAAAUUAAGCUAAAAGAGAACUCAAACAAAAUGAAUGUAUGUAUAGAUAUAAUUUCUUAUACAUAAAAGAUUAUGUCCUUGAUUGUAUCUUUUGCUAAGCUAUUUUAAACAAUUCAAUUUUUAUAAAAUGCAUAUAUGUUUAUACUAGUCUCAAAAUAUAAUUGCUUCAUUGUUGGUAUUUUGAAUUUUUCUCCUUUGUUACUGGCAUAAGAUGUGUUACUAGUGGGCUUUAAAUACAAAAUAAAUAGGUCUUAGCAAAAUCAGGUUAUUUUAAGGGAAGUGUCAAGAAAAUAAAGAAGAAUUUUAUAUAUUUGUGUAUAUAUAUAUAUAUACAUAUACACACACAUUUUUUUGUGUGUGGUUGUUUCCUAGUCCUUCUUGCUUGACCACCCCCCCCCAAAAAAAUUAUAUCCCUUUUAAAAACUCAGUCUUAAUAUCUGCAUGUAAUUAUAAAUUAACAAAAAUGUCUACUUCACUUUUGUGGUUCCCUGCAUAGCCGGUCAUAUGGUUAUCAUGAAUUAAGGAGACAUAAGUUCAUUAACAAUAACUAACUACAGAUGGGCAACACAAAAGAUAUUCUACUUUGAGAUACUGAAGGAGGAAGAUAAGACUUAUAAGAAGGAGGCUUGGGGAGUUUGAAGGCAUUUCAACAUCUUAGUUCACUAGGAAAUAAGAACGCCACAAUAGUUCUCUCUGUGAUAUUGCAUAUUUCAAAAAUACUGGGUAUGCUGAAUAGAAUCACCAGUCCUUUCUCUAUGCAAAACAUGGAAUCGAAUAAAUAGUAGACGAUACUCUUACAGUAAGAGUAAUAUUAGGUAGUCACAUGGAAAUAGAGGAGAACCACCACAAAUGAAAUGCUGGGAAAGAAUGUUGACACAUUCUAUUGUUAUGAGGACCAUGAAUUGAGCCCUGCUAAUCUGUGGAGGAGGGCCAUAACAAUUUGACUAAUAGAAAUAGAACAUCAGCCACAUUAGUAGUUUAGACUUUUCCAUAAUCUGAUUUUAAAGAGUAAGUAGACAAAGUUAGUAGCUCUAAAAUAUCUAACACAUAGUCCAGUAUAUUAAAAAUUAUUCCAAUAUUUUAAGUUCUUGUGGUUAUGUUUGUUUGGGAUAGUCUUUGAUAUCUUCCUUAUGUUAAACACUGUCACAUCUCCAUUCAGACGACAUUGGUGUCACCUGUGGCUAGAUGGAUAAUAGUGAGCAGUGCAGGUUUAGACAGUACUAUGGAAAUGGAAGUACAGAUGAACUUGAACAGCUCUAUUGUUAAUUCACGAUCCAUGUCCAGCAAAGAUGCUCAAUAAAAGGGACAAGUAGUAGGUAUGACUCUCAAGGGAAGGUACAACUUGGGUGCAAGGCUUCUUAAGGAAGUGUGCUUCCAAGUAGUGAUUGGUACUUACUUUGAAUAAAUUGUAGCAGUGUUGCCAACGGAGAAGGUAAGAGAUGGUCUAAACUAUGCUCUCAUUUUACAGAGGAGCAGGUUCAGAGCUUAAAUCAUCAUGAUUAAAGUGAUUUUUUUGUCUUUAAUCUGUAUUGAUGGUCUGAACAUUCUUAUUUGAAAAUGUUUGAUAAGCUUUUCAAAAUUUUUAUUCUAAUCAUUCACAUAAUUCUCAGAAGCCUUUGGGAUAAAAAUAAUUUAUUUCUUCAAAGUUAAGUGGCUAAGCAUAGAUAAUUAUACAGAAUACAAAAGUUGUGACGUGCUGUCUAAAUUUUUAACACGUUUAAGAAACUUGAAAUGCUUCUCUUCCUUUCUCUUGUCACAUACCUUUAAAUCUCUGCAGAUUAAAUUUUUAAAGUAAUUUUUUUUAAUUAACUUGGUCAAAUGGAAACUUUGUAAUUAAAGCCAAUUAAGAUGAAGUUGCCCAUUUGUUAGUUAAUAUGCUGAAACUUUUUUAUUAAGGGAAGCUGGUGGGAUAAAACCCUUAAUUGAGAACUGAGGUUUUUUUUUUAAGGUUCUAUUUUUAAAUAACAUGUAACUGUUCAAUAAGAACUAAACUUAGACAAAACUUAACAGAACUAUUUAAACAAUAAAUUGCUUUCUUAUUCCUUCCACCUAAAAGUCUCCAGUUAUCUUGAUUUUUAAAAUUUUAUGGAUCUUCAGAUGUUCUCACUAUAUAUACAUUUGUUGAGUGUGUGUACAUCAGUGUGUUUAUGCAUGCAUGGCAAUUGGUUUUUCAAGCAAACUUAGCACUACAUUUAAGUUGUAAUGUAACCUCAGCCUCCAGUAAUAUGUAUGAAGCAAAAUGCUUAUCUUUAGGAGUGAUUUUGCUCAUGUAUUAUCCUGCCAAGGCCAGUUUGGGUUCAUUCUUUUUCUGAAACCUCCCUAAAAUCUGUUUCCUCUCUUCUCUACUACCUCCUGGGUUCAAGAAUUUGUGACUAUUUACCAAAACUUUUGUCUUUUAUGAAAUAAACUUCAUUAACUUAUUUACUUA